Messenger RNA from Etheostoma spectabile (orangethroat darter), 5890 nucleotides. RefSeq names its product PDZ domain-containing RING finger protein 4. Lineage: Eukaryota; Metazoa; Chordata; Actinopteri; Perciformes; Percidae. The record is from RefSeq and is a predicted model, not a curated record. Gene Ontology annotation, molecular function: protein binding. The coding region runs from base 352 to 3090 and encodes 912 amino acids. The transcript has 9 exons.
CACCAAUCACAGCUGCACACAAUUAAAUCAAACAAAACUAAAUGAAACUGUACUAAACAACUACCGGUAAAGAUGGUUUUACAUCUGAAGUUAAAUUAAAGUCUAAAACAUUAUAUGAGUUUAUGUGACAGCAGGAAAAAUGCAGUGACCCUGACCAGAUAGAGCAGAAGUGAGUCAGAAGGCUGAAGUUUUCUCCUCAGACACAUUUCACUCCUCAGAGCAACAUCUCAUGUCGUGCGAGAAGUGGCGCAGCCCCUCAGCUCAACUUGAGUUGCGCAGGCCGGUCAAACUUUUAGUGUUUACGCUUUCAUGUGUUCAGACUUAUAAAAUAACUUUUUCAUAACUCUUUGAAUGCACAGGAAAAAGCUGCCUGCGCAAAAUAUGUGCGCUGAUUGCCCAACUUCUUCCGCGGAAAAGGACCCAAUCGGGAUGCAGUCGAAAACCGAGCUCCAAACUGGCCCUCGGGGUAAAGGUGUUUGUAAGAAAGGAUGCGGGCUCCUGCUGUCCGGUGAGGAUUUUAACAAAGAGGACCACUGUUGUGUGGACUCGCUCCGCACGGUCACCGAUGCGCUGGAAGAAAGAAGCGCGACUUUGGAGCAUGAAAACCGGAUGGCGAGGCUCAGGUGGAACAGGAGGGAGCAGUCCCUGUUAGCCCAGGUGUCAAGUCUGCAAAACGAGGCCAGGCUAUCGGCUCUCAAGUACCAACGGAGACUGCACCAACACAUGCUGCACAUCAGCAGCAUUGCAGAGCAAGUCACUGGGUACUACAAGAGAGAUGUGAGAACAGCUGCUGACACGCAGAGCCAGAUAUCAGAUACAGCAACAUGCGCAGAGCGAACGCCACAGGAGCAGCUCUACGCACCUGGGGUGAAUGGGAAGGAGUUGUCCAAAUCCAACCAUGAGGAGACUGCGGAGGCCUUUCGGGCUUCCAAGGACCCCGUCGUGGUGCAGGUCAUCAGGCGGACCCCCAGUGGCCGCCCCCAUGGCCCCCCUCAGGAAAUCCAUGUGGUCGAUGUGUGCACUCAGACCGACAUCACCUUUGAACACAUCAUGGCGCUGGCAAAGCUCCGGCCUUCGACCCCUCCUGUGCCUGACGUCUGUCCAUUUCUGCUCUCUGACAGCUGUCAUUCUCUUCAUACAAUGGACCAGGAUUACUAUGAAGGGACAGGCUACCUCUCCCCUGUACCGGCUGAUGGAGAGAGGACAGAGGAGUUUGAGUAUGAGGAAGUGGAAUUGUGUCGACUCAACAGCCAAGAGAAGUUGGGGCUAACUCUGUGCUACAGAACAGAUGAAGAGGAAGAUGUUGCCAUCUAUGUCAGUGAGAUCAGUCCAAACAGCAUCGCUGCCAGAGAUGGCCGCAUCAGAGAGGGGGAUCGCAUUUUACAGAUUAAUGGCCAAGAUGUACAAGACAGAGAGGAAGCAAUGGCUGCACUCUCCAAUGACGAGAGUAGGAACAUCGUACUGCUGGUUGCCAGACCUGAGAUGCAGCUGGAGGAGGCCUGGCUGGAUGAUGAGCACAGUGAGUUCCUGGAGCAGCUGAAGAUGGAAAUGUUGGAGGAGCAGCAGAGAGAGGAGAUGGAAUUGGCUGCCUUACAGGAAGAGCAGGAGAAUGAGCAGAGAGCAGAAGACGACGAGCCCACCUGCUCCACACUCCCUUAUCAUAAAGAUAGCGUACUGAGUAUAAAAGACAGAAUGGAGUGCUCAGAGCAUAAUGUCCUGGCACACAUACAGAGACGCUUGUCCCAGUGCCUGAGAGAAAAUCAGGACACACACCUUGCCACCGGCUCCAUGCGGCUGGAAGACAAAGAGGAUGAGGACGAUGAUGAGAUGGAUGGCGAUCGUUUCCAGCAGCUCUUGGAGCUGAAGUGUCAGAUACGUAACAGCGGUGAGUACGAUUUGUUCUACAGCCGCCGCAGCACCAUUGAGUGCAACAUGGGAGAGCAGGGCGGCGUACAGCAUGAGCUACGUAUGCUCAAUGAGGAACUGCGCAGCAUCGAACUAGAAUGUCAGAACAUUAUGCAGGCCCAUAACCUCCGUAAGGGCCAGCAGUCUCCCUCCACAGGCCACUCUGCACCCUCAACCAAAGACCAAAGCUUCCAUCGAAGUGACCCCUCAAGGGGUAAGCUGGCUGAAAUUAAUGAGAGGCUGGAGAAAUCAGACAAGGACAGCUCCAGUGCCUAUAACACGGCGGAGAGUUCACGAAGCACUCCUUUGGCAAUGGACCGCUCGCCGGAGCACUCACUCCAGAGGAUGGUUAGUCUCACCAACCAGAGGAACCUCCGCAGCAGCCUUGCCACUGGGCCUUCUCUUAGCCCAAGCCCCAUCCCAGCAUGCCUUGCUUCAGCCCCAGGGGAAAGCAGCAGCCAUGACAACAGCAAUCCUUCUGAGUCGAACCAGGCAUCUCAGGCUGAGGAGGAGAGCAGGGGCAAGUUAAAGCCAUUUGCUUCCCAUAUCCCUUACUUCUCUCCAUCCCACAGUUCCCAGCAGAGGCAGGUCAACAUCCCAUCACAUGCCCGCCACUACCAGAGCUACAUGCAGCUCAUCCAGCAGCGCUCAGCUGUGGAGUACGCUCAGAGCCAGCUCAGCCUGCUCAGUGUCUGCAAAGAGCCUCAGAGGCCCAAUAAUGAGCCCAAGAUGGAGUGGAAGGUCAAGAUCCGCAGUGACGGCACGCGCUACAUCACCAAGAGGCCUGUGAGAGACAAGAUCCUGAGGGAGCGAGCCCUAAAGAUUAAAGAGGAGCGUAGUGGGGGAAUGACCACUGAUGAUGAUGCAAUGAGUGAAAUGAAGAUGGGGAAGUACUGGAGUAAAGAGGAACGAAAGCAGCACCUGGUCAGAGCAAAAGAACAGAGGAAAAGACGAGAGUUCAUGCAGCGUAGUCGGCUGGAAAGCUUGAAGGAGAACCCUCAGAGCAGCAGCGAGGGUCGCAAGGAAGUCAGCAUUAUAGAGCUCAGCCAGAAGAAGAUGAUGAAGAAACGCAACAAGAAGAUCCUGGACAACUGGAUGACCAUUCAGGAACUGAUGACUCAUGGUACCAAGGCCCCUGAGGGAGCCAAGGUGCACAAUGCCUUCCUAUCAGUCACUACUGUAUAAAAGAAAAAACACACACACAUUCUACCCCAUGCGGUAUAAUAUACUUGCCUCGUUAAAUGUGGCAUUUUUAUGAGGACAAUAGGAAUAUUUUUCACACUUUAUAACCCAAAAAGCAUUUUGUAAAGAAUUUAUCAGUGGUGCCAUGCGACUUUCUUCAUGCUUUUCAGUAUUGUUUUUCACAUCACUCUGCGGGACAAACAUUUUUCUAUGAAAUUAUGACUAUAUAAUUAUUUUAUUACUUCGCUCUAAACAUUUUUAUCUUUUCAAUUCUAUUUUCAUAUUUAUGUUGCAACCAUUAAACUCAAAAUGGUUGUAUGAGCAGUUUAAGAAAAGUUAAGUGUUUUCAGUUGUGUAAUUUGUAUACAAUUCCAACACACAGUGAAUCAGUGGGUUUCCAGUUUUCACUUCCUUUUUAUGCUUUUUCAUUAACAUGUCUACUUAUCCUUUAAAGCUGAAAUAUAUAACUCACUCAGUGUUGUUGACAGGUAGUUGAAAUGAUGUUUCAGACUAUUGGUGCUUAGACAUGAACAUGAAGUCACAAAGUCCACCACACACAUCAGGAUAUUAUGAUAAAGGUUAAAGUAAGGUACAAAUUUCAGCUUUAAAAGAUGAUAGCUUGAAAAAAGAGUUGAGAUCAAAUAAAUUCUUUGCUUUAAAUAGGAACUUAUCUUACAUUACUAUCAUAGUACUGUAUAACUUGCUCCUAAUAAUGGUUGAGCAGAACUACGGCAAGAAUGUGUUUCACUGCAAACUGCCCUAUCUCUAUGACGUUUUAGAUCUCUAAAACAUUGUAAAUUGUUAAUAUGAGCAAAAGUUACACGGCAACAAAUCAUAACUUUUGCUAAUGUCAUUUUUAUUAUCCGCAAUUUUAUAAAAGCCUCUUUUAAAAGUUCAAUACCUCAUGUUACAGUGAAAUACAAUAAUAUAAGCUGCUACACUGGUCAAUUGAAAAACAACUUUGUGGACACAGGAUUUAUGUACUAUAUAUAUUGUACUUAUGAAUUUUUUUUUCGCAUUAAGGAAACAAACAUCCUAAGAGUCCAAAAUAUUCAGACUCAUUUGCAGUGCUGCAGCUUUGUUUGUAAGGUUUUCAUCUUUUGAUAACAUUUAUUUUCUAUUGAGUUUUAUUUUUCUUUCAUAUUUUGAGGUUUUUAUUCUACAUAUUCAACAACAGAUGGACCUGCUCAUAGCUUUUACAUACUUUUCACAUAUUUUUACAACAUCAUCAUACACCUUUACUCAGCAUAGCCUUAACAGCAAAGACUGAAUCAAUGAUCCAAAUCCCAAUUCCAAUAAAAACAGAAUAUAAUGAUUUGCAAAUACUUUUCAACCUAUAUUUAAUAGAAUACACGACAAAAACAAUAUCUUUAAGGUUCAAACAGAUACACUUUAUUGUUUUUUUUCAAACAUUCACUAAUUUUGAAUUUGUUGCCUGCAACAUGUUCCAAAAAAGCUGAGACGGGCAUGUUUACCACUGUGUUACAUCACCAUUUCUUUUAACAACACUAAAUAAGCGUUUGGGGACUGACAACACUAAUAACAUUUUCAUGGGAGACUAUAGUCUAGUACCCGCACUCUUUUACUACGAAGCCACGCUGUUGUAACACUUGCAGAAUGUGGCUUAGCAUUGUCUUGCGGAAAUUAGCAGGUACAUCCCUGAAAAAGAUUUUGCUUGGAUGGCAGCGUAUUUUGCUCCCAAACCUUUAUGUACCUUUCCGCAUGGUAGAGUUUCAACUUGAAUUUGUAGAUGUAGUGACCAACUGUGUUAACUGACUCAACCUGAAGUGUUCCUGAACCCACGUGGUAAUAUGCUUUACAUAAUGAUGUGAGUUUUUAAUGCAGAGAUCAAUGGUCACAGGCUUUUAAUGUUGUUUUUUUGACCUUGCCGCUCAUGUGCAGAGAUUUAUCCAGUCUUUGAAUCUCUUGAUGAUAUUAUGGACUCUAGAUCAUGAAAUCCCAAAACGGUCUUAAACUGUUGGACUAUUUGCUUACGCAGUUGUUUGCCCCAUCUUUGGUAGUGAACAACUGAGCCUUUUUGGGAUGUUCCUUUUAUAACUAAUCCUGACACUCACCUGUUUUCAAUUAACUUGUUCACCUGUGGAAUGUUCAAAACAGGUGUUUUUUGAGCAUUCCUCAACUUUCUCAGUCUUUUGUUGCCCUUGACUCAGCUUUUUCGGAACGUGUUGCAGGCAUCAAAGUCUAAAUUAGUGAAUAUUUGCAACAACAAAAAAAAUUUUAUCAGUUUGAACAUUAAAUAUCUUGUCUUUUUGGGGUUAUUCAAUUAAAUAUAGGUUGAAAAGAAUUGCAAAUCAUUGUUUUCCAUUUUUAUUUACAUUUUACACACUGGCCCAACUUCAUUGGAAUUGGAGUCUGUACAUUUGUGUGGCAACAGAGAGGUAUUAUUCAUCCUUAUUUAUGCAUAGUAUAAUUUGAGUUUAUUGUAACUGGAAAAUGUUUUGCGGUCGCAUUAAACGUGUUAGGAUGAUUGCCACUGAGCAGGACUCAGAACACAGCAUAUUAGAUCAUUGAAACCCUACACUGGUGAAAUGAAUAGGUUGCCAUUUAUCAACAGACUUUAUAAUCCAGUUACAUGUACAGUAUACUCAUUCCAAAUGCCUCAUUUUUAACUGAAAUAUUGUAAAUUGGAAAUUUUAAACCGAUCCCUGUAUUUGUUUUGAGUCAAUGUCAAUGGUCUAAUUUCAAGUAAUGCGUAGUUGGCACAUUUGUAGCCAGGUAAAAUGUGUGAUAAUGGUGAUCUUUGCAAAAGAAAUGAAAAUAAAUUAUUGUUUUUUUGGUAUCA